CCCCUUCCCUCUUUGCUCUCUUGAUCUUCAAUCCAGUUUCCAGAUCAGAUUCCUCUUUUUAUCUUUAUUCAAUUCAAUUACCCUCUCAUUGAAACUCCCAAUCAAGACAAUGCAUUGCAUUAAUUCUUUAUUUUAUAUCUUCUUUUAGCACGAACAAGAUCAUCAGGAUUACAGUUGGUUUCUGGUUGGAACUUAGAUUAGACUUGGUCUUCUAUUGACUUUUCAUUCUUCUUACAUUAUGCCUCACGUUGUAGAUUCUUGAAACUUUUUCUUACUUCCUCGGCGGGUUCAUUUUUUUUUUUUUUUUCAAAGAACUUUUUGGAUCAAAGUAUGAGUAGAAGGAGAUCAUCAUAACAAGUGAGGUAAAGCUUGUUCAUUGAGUUGACUUGAUGGGUUCAUAUAUCUUCUCUGUGAUCUGCGUUCUCCAUUCAUUGUUUGCAAUAACAUGCGGAUCCUUAAUAAUGUUCUAUCUUAAAGAAACAUAUGUCUUUGGUUUGGGUGUUGAGACGGCUAGAAGGCUUUCAGGAUCAACCCCUCAUGAUGAAUUGUUGCUCCAGAUUUCCAAUUCUUUUGCGGGUUUGCUUCUAUUUGUUGUUGGAUUUUUGCUGCUGAUGGUGGCCUCUGUUAAGGACAUGGAGUUCCAGUGGUUUUUCGCUAAAGGGUGCAUUCUUUUACAUGUAUCAAUGGCUGUUUGGAGGAUUGCUUUUGAGAGAAAGCUUGAAGAUUUGGCAUGGGAUUGGCCAAGGCAGGUAAUUGGGGAUUUUUUACUGGCGCUUUCUUGGGUCUUCUUUUUGGUGAAAACAUGGAGAGACAAGUAUGAUUAGUUUCUACUCAUAAAUUCGAAACCAGAUCAAAGGUUUUGAGUUUGUGAUCUCAGUUUUAAUGUAUUAAUUCUGGUGUUUUGAGGCUUUAGUAAAUGAUUUAAAGCAAUUUUGGAGAUGUGUUAUUACUUGCUUUUAGUUGACAAGAUAUUGAAUGUUGAGAAAAGUCAGGUGGCUGAGCUUCCUGGCCAACUGUAUAUUGUUGUAAAGAAUAAAUACACCAUUG
Messenger RNA from Pistacia vera, 1047 nucleotides. RefSeq lists its product as uncharacterized. The record is from RefSeq and is a predicted model, not a curated record. The transcript has a single exon. Lineage: Eukaryota; Viridiplantae; Streptophyta; Magnoliopsida; Sapindales; Anacardiaceae. Bases 390 to 824 code for a protein of 144 amino acids.